CUGGACCUUCCUGUUAUAUAGGACCAAUCCCUGCCUACAUUGACAACACACUUCAGACCAAAGCAGUAGAAAGAGAUUAUCUAAUCCUUCUGCAAGAAACUUUGCUGAUGAAGAUGGCAAAGACCAACACAUUCUUGAUCCUGAUUCCAUGCCUGAUAUUCCUGUCUGUGAGCCACGGCCAGGAGGCUGAGUCUGACCUCCCAUCUCCUCGCAUGAGCUGCCCAGAAGGUUCCAUUUUCUAUGGUUCCCACUGUUACUAUUACAACUACCUAGACCAGUUGACUUGGGCUGAUGCAGAUAUCUACUGUCAGUCCUUUGAAUCAGGCCACCUUGUAUCUGUACUCAACCAGUCAGAAGGGAACUUUGUGGCCUCUUUGAUUAAUGACAGUGGUGUUCGUAACUCAUUUAUCUGGAUUGGCUUCUAUGAUCCCAAAAAGAACCGUCGUUGGCACUGGAGCAAUAGUUCCCCAGUUACUUACAAAGCCUGGACCAGUGGAUCUCCAAACAAUAACAAUCCUGGCUACUGUGCAGCACUGGCUUCCAAUGAAGGAUACAAGAAAUGGAAGGAUUUGUCUUGUGAACAAACUUAUUCCUUUGUCUGUAAGUUCAAAGGCUAAAGGCAUCUAGAAAAUGGAUGUUCUAGACCUGUUCCUGAAAUUAUUAUGGAAUAAAAAAUUAAACUUGACCUCAGCAAAUCAGACAGACUCUGUUGAACUUACCAUAAUAAUUUGACCCAUCCCAGUCUCUGGAACUCUAACACAGUAAAAAAUAAACAUGUGUCUCUCACUGAA
Molecule: messenger RNA, 791 nt
Organism: Dipodomys ordii (Ord's kangaroo rat)
Lineage: Eukaryota; Metazoa; Chordata; Mammalia; Rodentia; Heteromyidae
Product: lithostathine-1-like
Exons: 6
Coding region: 108-617 (169 amino acids)
Biological process (GO): response to peptide hormone; positive regulation of cell population proliferation; antimicrobial humoral immune response mediated by antimicrobial peptide
Molecular function (GO): peptidoglycan binding; oligosaccharide binding; signaling receptor activity
Source: RefSeq, a predicted model, not a curated record